This is a messenger RNA of Chenopodium quinoa (quinoa), 2128 nucleotides long. RefSeq lists its product as uncharacterized. The transcript has 2 exons. Bases 325 to 1620 code for a protein of 431 amino acids. Lineage: Eukaryota; Viridiplantae; Streptophyta; Magnoliopsida; Caryophyllales; Amaranthaceae. The record is from RefSeq and is a predicted model, not a curated record.
ACAAAGGGGGUAUUAGUGUAUUACCAUAUCAAACUUGAAGAGUACUCCAAACUUGAAUUAUGUAGGUUUUUUUUUUCCCCUUUUUAUAUAGUGUUACAAGGAUACGGUGAGAAUCAAAUUCAUGAUCUCAUAAGAUCAGAAAAGAAGUUCUAAUGACUUGAUGAUAUCCUUCGAUUUUCACUUUUUAGCUCAUAGUUUUCUUUUGGUCCAAUUAACCCUUUCCUAAUUAGAAAUAACACACCCCAUCCAUCCAAAGUCGGUUCGCAGUUGGCAGACUUGGCACCCUUUAAAAACCCAGAAAAGACCAUCUCUUUCUCGAUAACAAUGGCGUCUUCAGAAUCAAUGGAAGACAAAGCAUUUUCAGAGAGAGUGAAGAAAACAUUUGGUUCCCUUUUCGCAACUCUAGAACCUUCUCCUAAAUCUCUUUCAAACCCACUUUGGUCUCUCACUGAUUCCCAGGUUGAGAAGAAAGAAUGGCGUCGUGAAAUCGACACUUCUAGAGAUUCCAACCCUUGUUCUUCUUCCUUCGAUGAUUUUCUCUCUCAUGCCCGUAAAAAUUCCCGCAAAAAUCUCCAGAAUUAUCGCAAGGAGCUUCAGGAUGGUGAUCUUCGAGAUCUUGAUGGUGAUGGUGAUGAUGAAGAAGAUGGUGGUGAGAAGGUUGAUUUGAAUGAUUUGGAUGUUAAAGCUUCUAUUGGCAUGGAUUCUACUCUUGAUAAUGAGGAUGAAGAAGAUACUUUUGACAAAGUUGCCUUAGGAAGGGAGAAUGCUGGUGAUCGGUUGUAUAUGAGGGAUGUUACUGGUGGUCAUGAUUCCCAUUUCAGCGCUUUGGAUGACCUCCCUGGUGCAGUUGGGAUUCUUGGGACCAAGGGGAAGGAUCCUCGUGCUAAUCGCCAGGCUGCAAGGAUUAGACUGAAAGAAGAUGAUGCAGAAGCUGCUGCACAGGGAGAACAUAAACCGGAGCAGUCUCCUUCAACUGCUGAAAGAGAUUCUUCUGUCUCAACUGCAGGUCUUGACAAACUGAAGCCUAUAUUAAAAAGGAAGGAGCGUGAAUCAACUUCAAAGCCGUCGAAACGUGUCAGGUUUGACCCUCUUUGUAUAAGCAAUGAUGAGAGAGCUAGUGAAAUUCCAAGUAAUAAGACUGAAACUAUGGUCCAAGUUAAUGGGGCAGAGUUGAAUCAGAAUGUUUCUCGAGUUCCAGAUCAUGUUCAAAAUCCUUCCAAAUACACAUGCUAUACUCUUGAUUCCACUGAGGAAAUGGGCAAUAAGUCAAAUACGGGUGCAUACUUGGAGUUUGUUGAGAUGAUGAAGGCAAAGAAUUCUGUGUCAGGAUCUGACUCGGAUGUUCCUACUGAUCUCCCCAAAUCAGUGACCUUUGUUCCUAAGAAAAAGUCUGAUACUUCGAAAGGUGUUCAUAAUGAUGCGAGUCAAGUGAAAGGAAGUGAUGCAAAGUGCACCCCAUUGCAAUCAACCUUUCUUGAUAUGGCAGCUGAGGACCAGGAGACUGAAGCUGGUGACAUGGACAUUGAUGAACCUGAAACAAGUGCAGAGUCCGACAAAGGCAUCGUGUUUAGGAAGCAGGGUCGUCAGUAUCGAAAGCCCCAGGCAGAUGAGCCUGCGUAGAUGGGGUGUGGCUUGUAGUUGCCAGUUGAACUAUUAUUUUGCACGACUGCUCCUUUUGGCGAAGAUUGGCUCAUGUGUGAAAAGUUAUGUUUAAAAAAUAUGAAAAGCCGCGCUGUGGAUGGAUUUUGUUACUUGCAUAGUCUCAAUAUAUUAACUUGUACUUAUAAGUUCAGUUUCCCUUUGGUGAAAUGUUGGAUUGAGGCUUAUGCUUGCUAGUAUUUGUGUUGCUUUCAUGAGGACAGGGAGCAGUGUCCUGUUUUAUGCUGUAAUUGUUAUUUGCAAUGCUCAAAGCGUGUUUAGUUGCUUUGACGGGGCAAUGUUAUGCCUUACUUUCCCACCCUAACUGGUGCCACUGCCGCCUCCCCUGCAGUAGAAGGCUAAUCUAUGUGGAUGCUGUAUUCUGAAAGUUUGUUUUAUUAAUAUUGAUACAAUGACAGUAUAGUCGUAAUGUGGUUUAUCGUUAACUUUUUACAAUAUUCUUUAUGGAUCCUUAUUUUUUUUCCCAACA